AAACAUAUUCAAUAAUUUAAAAUGGACAUCUCCGACACGAUUAAAUUUCGCGACAUUUGCACAAUGAUGGAGAGGGUUAAGGUGGCAAAGAAUACGCAGCGCAAAGAGAUCGUCCUGAAGCGCUACUACGACUCCUUCAGCAAGCAUCGCGAGGCAUUCCGACAGAAUGCUGGCCUAACUGCCAAGCAAUCAGAAGACGGCAAGAGCAGCUUCUAUCCAGUGCUGCGUCUGUUGUUGCCCGGCGCGGAUAAUUCGCGCGACAAUUACGGCCUGCAGAUAACGGCCUUGGGACGCCUCUACACACGCGUCCUCCAGCUACCCAAGGACUCUGAUGAUGCGAUUCGCUUGCAGCAUCGAAGUUUCUCCUCGUUUCGUGACUAUGCGGAUGUGGUGCAUGCUGUCCUAUUGCCACGAUGCCACAACGAGCCCAGCAACCUGACACUCAAGCAAGUCCACGACAUGCUCGAUCUUAUUGCCAGCGAGGAUACGACUGUGAAGGAACGUGAGCUGAUCCGUUUUACAGAGCUGGCAUCGGCCCAGGAGCAAAAGUGGCUGAUACGCAUCCUGCUCAAAUCGAUGGGAUUGGGGAUUGGCGAGCAGCGGUUAUUCGGUCUGCUGCAUCCCAUGGCGAAGGACAUGUAUCAGCGCUGCUCGGAUCUGGAGCGUAUCUGUAAUCUGCUCGCUGACGACAAGCUAACGCUGGAGACAACGCCUGGUAAUGCCACCACCAGCAGCAGCAGCAGUGCCAAUAUCAGCGCUGUCAUCAAUUUAAACACAUUCAUUGAGCCCUUCCAGCAAAUACGUCCAAUGCUGUGCGAACGGUUUCCGGGCAAGAUCGAGGAUCUAAUGCAAUCGGAUGUCCUCUAUAUGGAACGGAAAAUGGAUGGUGAACGUUUUCAAUUGCAUUACGCACGCAAUCGAUUUAAAUAUAUAUCCCGCAAUGGUGCCGAUUACACAAAAAGCUUUGGCGAUAGCUACGAACAUGGAACACUAACGCCCCAGCUGCGAACACUGCUGCCCCUGGGCAUGGAAUCGAUAAUACUCGAUGGCGAGAUGAUGAUUUGGGAUACGCAACAGUUGCGCUAUCGCGAGAAAGGCGAAAACACAGAUGUCAAACAUUUAAAACCGGAUCGCAGCUGGCGUCCCUGUUUCGUUGUCUAUGAUCUACUCUAUUUGAAUGGUGGGAGUCUCCUCGAUAUGACGUAUGUGCAGCGUGCCCAUAAGCUGCAUGAGUUAAUCACCGAACAGCAGGGCGUACUCCAGCUAAUGAAGGCCGAGAAAAUUGCCUCGCUUGAGCAUUUCAAUACGCUCUUCCAACAGAUGCUCGACUCCAAUGCCGAGGGCAUUGUGCUCAAGAAGCAAAACUCAGUCUAUAAGCCUGGUGUACGUGUUGGCGGUGGCUGGUACAAGGACAAAGCAGAUUAUAUAGAAGGUCUGAUAACCGAGUUCGAUGUGCUGAUCAUUGGUGGAUUUUACAAUCGUAAACGGACAUUCAUUGAAUCGUUUCUGGUGGGCGUAUUGAAGCCCGGCGGCGACACGGAACGCGAUGAGGUCUACAGCAUUGGCUGUGUGGCCAACAAUACGCGCCAGCGUAGCGUGCUGCAUCACGAGCUGAGUCCGCAUUGGCGCAAUGCGAGCACAGACCCGCCACCGUUGUGGUAUCACUAUAAGCCCAACGAGAAGGAUGGCUCACCGGACGUUUGGAUCCAGCCCGACAAGUCCAUUGUAUUGCAGGUGAAAGCGGCUGACUUAACGCCAAAUGGUGCAUAUUUCACGCCCAAAUCGCUGCACUUUCCACGCACGCAGCUCAUGCGCGAUGACAAAGUGUGGAACGAAUGCAUGACGCUGCAGGAGUACACAGAACUGUGCCAGGGUCGCGGUGGCAUUAAAAAGCUGAACAAGCGACAGGCGAGCCUUAACGACUUUACCACGGAACGGAAGCGUCAAAAGAUAACGCCCGCUGAACGCAAUCGUCUUGGUUUGGCGGCCUAUGAGAAGCGCUACGAUGUAGAGCCCCUGGAGCACAGUUCGCAGCUGUUUGAUGGCUUCAGCUUUUGCAUAUUGAGUGGCGCUCGUGGCAAUAGCAAGCAGCAGCUGCAGACGCUGGCCGCCAAAAAUGGCGGCACAAUCGUUCAGAAUCCGUUGCCCAACGAUCCGAAGUGCAUUUGCAUAGCCGGUGAUCUGAUCUAUUUGGUUGAGCGUCUAAUGCAGCAGCAGCCGCGCACCAACAAUAUUCUACGGCUCGACUGGCUGUUGCGAGUGUGCGAGAAGCAGAAUAUCGAACUGCGUCCCAGGGAUGUCCUCUCUGCCACAAAUGCGCUGCAAUCACAAUUCGCCAAAAGCUUUGAUCGAUUGGGUGACAGCUAUACGGACAUAUUUUGCAGCAUUGAGGAGCUGCAGGAAGUGCUGCAGGAUAUUACCGAUACGCAGCUGGAUACUGUAGAUGUGGAGCAGCAAAAUCUGGACCAACUGGAGCAGCAACUAAUUGGCAACACUGCCGCAUACAACAUAUUUGCCAAGCACCACGGUUGCUUCUAUAAUCGGGACGCAGACGAGCUGGCGAGACUGCUUUUUAUGCAGCGUGGCGGUCAAUUGGUUAGCGAAUCGGAGCGUCAAAGUCUGACCAUUGUAUUUGUGUCUCCCAGUCGCCUGAAUCGCCAGGACUUUGAGCAGUGGCAUAAGCAGCACUUCGCCACACAUCCCAUACAAACGGUGAGCACGGAUUGGAUACGGCAAUCGCAUCGUGCACGUUGCGCUCUGCCAACAGCCGAGUUUCAUUUCGCAUUCUAGUUGCAUUCAUAGCAAACAAUUUGUAUAUAUAUAUUGUUGUUCACGUAUUCUAAAUACUAUUAUAUAUAUAAAAUAUAUUUAUAUUGUAAAUCGUUCCGCAAUAAAUACACGUUU
Messenger RNA from Drosophila grimshawi, 2904 nucleotides. RefSeq names its product DNA ligase 4 (gene DNAlig4). The transcript is spliced from 5 exons. Gene Ontology annotation, cellular component: DNA ligase IV complex; DNA-dependent protein kinase-DNA ligase 4 complex. Gene Ontology annotation, biological process: DNA recombination; nucleotide-excision repair, DNA gap filling; double-strand break repair via nonhomologous end joining. Gene Ontology annotation, molecular function: DNA ligase (ATP) activity; DNA binding; ATP binding. The record is from RefSeq and is a predicted model, not a curated record. The coding region runs from base 22 to 2790 and encodes 922 amino acids. NCBI's taxonomy places the organism in Eukaryota, Metazoa, Arthropoda, Insecta, Diptera, Drosophilidae.